Panicum virgatum (switchgrass) is the source of this 2154-nucleotide messenger RNA. RefSeq names its product glycerol-3-phosphate dehydrogenase SDP6, mitochondrial. The transcript has 7 exons. Gene Ontology annotation, biological process: glycerol-3-phosphate metabolic process. Gene Ontology annotation, cellular component: glycerol-3-phosphate dehydrogenase (FAD) complex; mitochondrion. Bases 12 to 1898 code for a protein of 628 amino acids. Lineage: Eukaryota; Viridiplantae; Streptophyta; Magnoliopsida; Poales; Poaceae. Gene Ontology annotation, molecular function: glycerol-3-phosphate dehydrogenase (quinone) activity. The record is from RefSeq and is a predicted model, not a curated record.
CGGGCGCCGCCAUGGCCGCGUGGCGCCUCCGCCGUGCAGGCGCCGCCCUCGCCGCAUCCUCCGCCGUCGCCGUGGCCCUCGCCGCCUCCUCUGCGUCCGCCUCCGACCCCUCCGCCGCGGCCCUCGACGCCGCGCGGCAGCGCGUGGCGCAGCCGGGGGCCGCGCCGCCCCCUCGCGACGCGCAGCGCGCGGCGCUGGCUGGGUCCACGCCCGCGGAGCCCCUCGACGUGCUCGUCGUCGGCGGCGGAGCCACUGGAUGCGGCGCAGCGCUCGAUGCCGCCACCCGUGGGCUUCGGGUUGGCCUCGUGGAGCGCGAGGACUUCUCCUCCGGGACUUCCUCCCGAUCCACGAAACUCAUCCACGGCGGUGUGCGUUACUUGGAGAAAGCAGUGUUCAAUCUUGAUUAUGGGCAGCUCAAACUUGUUUUCCACGCACUUAAGGAACGCAAGCAGGUUAUUGAGAAUGCUCCCCAUUUGUGCCAUGCUUUGCCAUGCAUGACUCCUUGCUUUAACUGGUUUGAGGUAGUAUACUACUGGUUUGGUUUGAAGUUCUAUGAUCUAGUUGCUGGAAGAAGGCUACUACAUUUGUCACGAUAUUAUUCUGUAGAUGAAUCUGUUGAACUUUUCCCAACCCUUGCAAAAAAUGGCCAUGACCGUAGCCUAAGAGGAACAGUAGUAUACUAUGAUGGUCAAAUGAAUGAUUCUCGGCUGAAUGUGGGGUUGGUAUGCACGGCUGCAGUUGUUGGUGCAGCUGUUCUCAAUUAUGCUGAAGUGGUCUCCCUCAUUAAGGAUGAAUCUGGAGAGAGAAUUAUUGGUGCGCGCAUUCGUGACACACUAUCAGGUAAGGAGUUUGAAACCUUUGCAAAGGUGGUAAUUAACGCAGCAGGACCGUUCUGUGACUCUGUGAGGAAGAUGGCUAACAAUGAUGUAGUGCCCAUGAUCUGUCCAAGCAGUGGUGUGCACAUUGUACUUCCUGAUUACUAUUCCCCCGAAGGGAUGGGGCUAAUUGUUCCUAAAACCAAGGAUGGUAGAGUUGUAUUCAUGUUGCCAUGGUUGGGAAGGACCGUUGCGGGAACAACUGAUUCUAGCACAGCAAUAACAAUGCUUCCUGAACCACAUGAGGAUGAAAUACAGUUCAUAUUGGAUGCAAUCUCUGACUAUCUUAAUGUUCAGGUAAGGCGUUCAGACGUUCUUUCUGCCUGGAGUGGUAUACGUCCUUUGGCCAUGGAUCCAUCUGCAAAGAAUACUGAAAGUAUUUCUCGUGAUCAUGUUGUAUUUGAAGACUACCCAGGGCUAAUAACAAUUACUGGUGGAAAAUGGACAACAUAUAGAAGUAUGGCUGAAGAUGCUGUAAAUGCAGCAGUAAGAUCUGGUAAUUUGAAACCAGCUAAUAGUUGUGUGACCGAUAAUUUGCAAAUUGUUGGUGGAUAUGGAUGGGAUCCAGCUUCUUUUACUGUGCUUGCUCAGAACUAUAAGAGAAUGAAAAAGACAUAUGGUGGCAAAGUUAUUCCAGGUGCAAUGGACAGUGCUGUAUCAAAGCACUUGUCACAUGCAUAUGGAACUUUGGCUGAACAAGUGGCUUCUAUUGCCCAGAACGAAGGCUUGGGAAAGCGGCUUGCUCAUGGAUACCCAUUUUUGGAAGCUGAAGUAGCAUACUGUGCUCGUCAUGAAUACUGUGAAUCUGCUGUGGACUUUGUUGCAAGGAGAUGCCGGCUAGCUUUCCUUGACACAGAUGCUGCCGGUAGAGCUUUGCCCCGGAUCGUUGAUAUUUUAGCUUCUGAGCACAAGUGGGAUAAGGCAAGGAAGAAGGUUGAACUGCAAAAGGGUCGAGAGUUCUUGGAAACAUUCAAAUCAUCCAAGAAUGCUCAAUUCAGCGAUGGGAAACAUAAUGGACGAUGACCAAAAAUAAUUCUGUGAAUAAGCGUGAAUCAUAUAAUCGCAUAAGUUUACUUGAACAAACAGGCUUCGAUACAAUAUUGAGCCGUGAAUGUUGCAAGGUUCACUUUCCUCAUUUGCAUGCGUUUUUUUUGAAUUGGACGUGCUGAUUUACAGCAAAAUAAGAUGUGGCCACAGAACUACAAUUGUAUUUACCGCUGCACAUUAGUCGAUUUUAAAAUAAGCUGGAAUGAGCAAUCAAAAAUUUCUUGCUUCUCUA